Marmota monax (woodchuck) is the source of this 10676-nucleotide messenger RNA. RefSeq lists its product as uncharacterized. Bases 8733 to 9641 code for a protein of 302 amino acids. The record is from RefSeq and is a predicted model, not a curated record. Lineage: Eukaryota; Metazoa; Chordata; Mammalia; Rodentia; Sciuridae. The transcript is spliced from 3 exons.
GAGAAGGAACCCCAGGAGGCUGUUGGUGUGAGUCGGAACCCACCCCAGCCAGGACCAGGUGCCUGAGAGCGGACGGAAGGAAAAGGCAGGAGAGGGCAGGAGACCUGGGUUCUGGUCCCAGCCCGGCCACUUGUUUUCUGGGACACCUUAUUAUGUGACAGGCUCGGCUGGACCUAGCUGUCCCUCUGCACAGCACACUGAUGAAGUCAGCUGACAAGUCUCAAUGCCGUCAGGGAUGUGAGCGUGUGUGUGAGGGAGAUGGGGUGAGGCAGUCAGGUGGCAGGGAGCACGGGUGACUGUGGCCAAAAGGUCAGCUCCUAGCUCCACAGGGGCAGUGUGGCUACAGCUCUGCUCUGGGUCACUCAGCCCUGGUCUGGCCUGCGGACCACCAUCUUUAGACCCAAAGAUCGGAUGAGGCCCGGGGCCACGGCUGCUCCAUGCUUCUGGACACGCAUGAUUCCAAAAUGGGUCGAGUAAAGGCCCACCUUACUCCUCAGGAAGUGGGGUUGUGGGCUGGCCGUGAUCUGGGUGGCUCUCCUGCUCUGUGACAAACGAGGUGUCCUCGUUUUGUUGUUUGUGCUUCCAAGAUCUGACAACUUUGAAAACCAAGACUUUUGGCAAAUGUACGGGGAACCUCACUCUCUGGCCAAACCAGCCGGACUCUCUGGAGAGGUCAUUUACGCUGGAAGUCGGCAGUCGGUGUUUUGCCAGGGGCCAGAUAGAUGGUCAGCGAUGCAGGCUUGGCCACACCACUCCACGCGGCUCUGGCAGGACUGGGCAAUAGCUGGGCUCCGUGAACCCUGUUCUACAAAACCAAGGGAGGCUGACCGCCCACCGCCUUGCAGUCUGCUGACCCCUGGUGCAGACCCUUUGGCAGGAACCAUUCACACACUUUGCUGCGGAAAUAUCAAUGGCCACUGUCUCCGACCCCCCUGGGGUUAUGGUGGGUUCGUGAAGACCCCUGUGUGCUUCUCCCCGGAUCCUGUGAAUAGGUGACCUUACACGGCAAAAGGGACUUUGCAGGUGAGAUUCCACCUGGGAGCUGGAGAUGCAGAGGUGACCCUGCGUUUCCAGGUGGGUCCCAGCAGGAGGGUGAGAGAUCAGGGACAGAGAGGGCAGGACACUGUGGUGACAGGAGCAGAGGCCAGCAAGGGAGGAGGGGGACCUGGAGGUGCUGGGCCCUCCAUUUGGAUCUGGAGUGACUGCCUGUGCUGGAGGUGAGGUCCCCUGACCUGGUGGGAGGCCGUGGAGCCCGUAGGAGGCAGGGCCUGUGGAAGGAAGUUAGGCCACGCCCUCAGGAGGAUACCAUGGCCCCUUCCCCUCUCCCCUCUGCUUCCUGGGUGCCAUGGAGUGAGCAGCUUUACCCCGCCAGAUGCUCCCUGCCUUAACGUUCUGCCUUGCCACAGGCCCCAAAGCCACCCCAGUCAACCACAGACCACAUGUCACCUCUGAGCCGAAGUAAACCUUUUCUCCUUAUAAACUACUGUUCUCAGUUAUUUUGUCACAGCAACAGAAAGCUGGCUGGCUCACCCAGGAUGCUGCCUCUCCUGGAUCCUCUCCUGGUUUCCCUUGUGCUCUGGGCCCUCAGGAGUGGACCACGUGGGAGCACCCACAGGGGACAGCUGAGGCAGGGAAGAGAAGGAGGUCAGGAGUGAUGUUCCAGAUUCCUCCCUGACGGUCACUGCAGGUGGGGGACACCCUCCUUGUAGCUCCUGCCAGGCAGCCCCGUUAACACAGCUCCCUCCAGCUCCAGGCUCUGGUGACCACUGUCCACCUCAUGGUUUUUAACCAAGAUGUGGUCAUGAUGCUAGGUAAGGGCACUGUCCCUUCUGGUGUCCCUACACCUGCUCACACUGGUGAGCUUUAAGUGACUGUCCCCAGGCUCCCCAGCUGUCUCCCACUUGCCUUCUGCCAGGACCCUCCCUGGUGACCGUGACAGUGGACCUUGCUAAAUACUUGCUGCACACUCUGCCACCACUAUGUCAUUUAACUCCCCAAGAGUCCCACGAAGCGGGUAGUAUCAGUGCCCCUGACAGCCGACGCACCUCAGGCCUGGGGAAAUCACAGUCACGGAGCUGGGAAGUGACCUCCAGGACCGCCCCCGCCCCCCAUGGGAGCGCAGACUCCCAUUUGGACCCUCAUGUGUCACCGUGCAGCUUGGUGGCUCCGCGGGCCUCAGCGCACCACGGCCUCUUCAGAUGCACCCCCCGCCCCCAGCACCAGUGAUUCAACAGCUCGUGCCCAUCUAUACCCGCGGAGAGCGGCCGGCGCUCCUGCUUGGAGGGCCUCACUCGGCAGCCGCGACCCGUCUAGUCUCAGGAGCUGAAGAAUUUCAAAUCAACCUUGAGCGUCUAGUCCACAGCGAGAGGGCGGCAGAUGCACGUGUUGUCAGCGCUGACCUUUGAGACCGAGAGCCCGCAUCCACGGGAGGAUGUCGCCUCUGCCCGACUCGGUAAGAGGCUGCUGUGCUCCAGAGGGUGAGGUUUGUGUCCACCAAAUGAGGACCACCAGAGACCCUUUAUCUUCACACUGACGGUUCUAUAAACCCUUGGCCCCUCUGCAAGCUGCGCAGAUCUGUGUGGCCUCAAAUUUCUUUUUCAAAACCUCCUUGAUCACCUCGCUCAUGCAUAUGGCCUUUGGCCUCCGUUCAGCAAGUCCUUAAGUCUACCUCAUCCCACCGGGACCUGGGGUGGGGGACACGCGAACUUCGCGAUGGAUUUUGGUGACACCCUCGUCCCUGACACCCUCUGGCUAGCCUAAGUGGGGGAGUUGCAGAAUACACAGGAGACGCGGUCGGCUCCUGGGGACAAGGCUUCAGAACAGGACCCAGGGUGAUGCCCGGUGCCAAGGAAGCUGGUAAGUGACCUGCUGUUCAGGACGUGGGAAGGUCCGACGCGGACGGCAGUGGCCCCACCAUGAACAUCUUCCUCUUGGGCUGCCCAGGACAAGCUGCUGGUGACUGCGGCUGGGGCCUGAUUGUCCCUCCCCUUCCUCUUCCCAUCCUGCCUCCACCAACCGGAGUGGAGAGAGGUGGCCCUCCAGUGGGAAAAGGUCACCAGCGAGUGUCCUCCGCAGAGGAUGCUCUGGGUACCCGCCUGUGUCCCCUUGGUCAGCCAUGGAAACUGCCCCUAGGUUUCCUCACACUAAUUGCCCUUCCCCCUGGCCAGGGAGCUACUUCCAACCAGCAGGAGCCAGGAUGUGGAAAUCAGUAACUCAGCUUCCUGUAACCUCAGGGUCUGAACAGGCCCCACGUGGUCUCAGAAGGCCCUCUGUGCCCCUGAGCUGCUGUCCACGGGGUCACCUAGGCAUUGCACUGGGGAGGGGACUGGCCUGCUACCUUCCAUGUUGCCCUCUCUGAAUCUCCUGCCAUCUUCUCCUAAAUAGACCACGAGUGCCACCUGCACCCAAGGACCUGCGCAGGAUCUGCCCACGGGACCCACAGGCCAGAUUCAGAAGGGGACAGUCGAGUCCCCCACAGGAAAUCGGGCUGCUGUCAGGUACAGGAGAUCCUGGACAGCCACAGACGGCAAGUCAUCAGCUCAUCCACUAACACCUGGGGCCAAAACCAAGCUUUUAAAGAUUUUUUUAAAAGUGGGAAAAAAAUCAGAGAUGUCCCCUACACACACUUUUAGCUUGCCAUUUUGAUUCACGAUGGAUAGGUGCUCAGCCACCGGUUUUGCAUGUCCCUAUGAAGGGGGCUGACUAAUGCACAGUAUACCCCACUGCCAAGUGCAGACAGGGACCCCACCCACCCCACCCCAGCUGGUCCCCAACCCUCAGUGGCCGACCUCGGGUCACAGUUCAGCUGUCAGCUCAACCAUUCUGCAAGAACAAGGGCAGCUGGCACGGCUGGUGGCACACGCCUGUCAUCCCAGCGGCUCUGGAGGCUGAGGCAGGAGGAUGCCCCCCAGCUCCUCCCCCACCGCCAUGGGAGCCCAGACGGCAGCCUGGAGUCAACAAAAGAGGGGAAAUGCCUCCCUGAGCCACCAGAACCCGGGAAAGCACAGCCAGGUGCUCACCACCAACCCGGAAAUUCCAGCUCAACACAAAAACACCAAACGCCCUGGUGGACGUGCCAGGCUCCCAGAAGACGAUGGGUGACAUCGCCAACCCAAACACGAGGCGCCGCCAAGCAGGAGCGGGGCCGUGCAGCCGUCCUGCCACCCCCCACAGACCCCCGUGAGUGAGUCCUCCGGGAAGGGCCUGGGUCGGAACUUCCAGGAUGUCUCUCUCAUUCCCCAAGAGCCCCGGGGUCACAGGUGCGCCUGUUGUGAAUGACCCUGGCCCAGGGCUCCAAGGCAGAAUGACGUCAUCAUGACCUGGGAAAGCAGCCCCUAAAAAUAGACACUCAUGAGGGCUUUUCUCUUCCGGGCAAAUGAAAAUGACAGAGACAUUUGGAAAGUUCUAGAAACUCGUAUACAACAGCCAGGGCUCAGGUCCAAACCUUGGCCGCUCGAGUGUGCGCCGACUCUGGCACCAAGGACAGGAUCCCUGGGCACCACCGUUCUCUGGUCUAUAAAAUGCGGACUCCCGGGAAAGCCCACGGGACCAGACACGAUGCUUUGCAAACAGAAGAGAGUCGUAUUUCAGGGUCAGAACCCAAGGCUGAGACAGCCGGCCGCCUCCACCCAGGGCAGUGCGUGAUUGAUUGGCAGCUGUCACCCCGAGGCGUCCUGGCUGGGCUUGGCGUGGCCCUUCUGCCUCACUGUUGUGACACCUCGGCUCACAGGCUUCGGCAAAGCCCGUGAAGCACAGUAAAAAUGUAAAAACGGUUGUUAAAAGUGUCCAUAAAACCCGCUUCAUCGUCCUCUUAUUUUACGGAACAAAUCACAUUCCAAACCACUCCAGGGAACAGGACUGCAAAGAUAAAUGUCGACAAGUCAAGUCUCUUUUUUUUUUCCCCCCGACGCAGUGCUAACCACCCAAUUUAGAAGUCCCCAGGCAUCUCAUGACUGAGCCGACAGAAGGCCACCUGCAGCUCCUGAGCUCUCGCCCUGCAGGAGGCCCAACCACCUCGGCAGGUUCCCUCACACUGGAUUUUCCCGGGUCCCGUGACAGGUGGCAUUACCAUGCCCAUGUCACAGUGGGGGACACCGGGGCCCAGAGAGAGACUGGUCAGGGGAGGAAGCUCCUCCGUCCUCGGCUGCUUAUCCACUGCUGAUCCGCGUACCUGCUGUGGACGGGGCUCAGCACCUCCCCUGCCCCACGAGACAUGGCCCGCUGGACGGCACAGUGACCCGUGCCCUGCAGGGCCUCUGCAGACACGCCAGGGGCCACCCUCGGCCACAGCAACAGGGCCUGACACUCACGCCCACUCCUCUAGAGCCACCAGUUAGAGCUCCCUGCCGGAACCCGUCUGGUCCACGUCCUCGGCCCAGUGAAGGCGCUGGCCGGUGUCUCGUCUGACCUCCUUGCCGGGGUCCCCUGGCUUUGCAUGGGUGGCCUCCAGAUGUGUGUGGACCUCGGGGUCUGCAGCUAAAACUACUUUCCCACGGUGGUCGUGGAAUGGAAACUGAGAAUUACAGAGGUCACUCGGCUGGGCCCCCACUCAGCAGGCCUGGUGUAUGUCCUCCGCCACCGUUAAAAUCAAAGGGCUCCUUCAGAAGAAGUGAAAGCCAGACGCUCCGGGGCUCCCACCUUCUCCAGCUGCUCCGAGGACCCCAGCGUGGGAAAGCCAGUUCCCUCCGGCUUUCCUGGGAGCAGGAGAGGAGGGGACAACUUGAACCCCUGUGUGUCCGGCUGCUUGGACAGGAGCCUGCAGGGAAGGCCAGGAGCUGCAGAGGCCCCGGGGGACUUGGACGGCCAGGCAUCUCAGUGUGCGGGGACCAGGGGUGGGGCAGGGUGACACACUUGGAGCUGUCACUACCCGAACUGGGACAGCACAGGGCAGACGUAUGCUCUCCCCCAACCCUUGGCAGAACACGGUGGCGGGUUCCAAGGAGAGGCCGUGGUCAGACGGCCUGUGCCAGGACCCCAGCCCUGCUUCACAGCUGUGUUAGGGGACAGAGAGGAGAGGUCGGUGGGAACAGGAGGUUAAGAGAGUGAUCCUGUAAACUGGCCCACGGUGCCGACUCCCACGUACUUUCUUUGCCAAAAAGCAAUUUACCUGCAUGCAGCCCUGGCUGGCCUCAGUGGACAAGGAUAUUCCUCAGCCAACUGCAGGAGAAAUGCAGGCCCCAAGUAAUGUUGAGAGGAACCCAGGUUACCCAGAACGGGGAGACCUUGGUGACCAGAUCCUGAAGCCCUGGGAGGUCAGGAGAGUUCCUCCCAACCAAGAAAUCUGUAAGCAUGGAUGGUUAAGGAUCCAAGUAGAACCGGUCAGCACGGGCCAAGGUGGGUGACCUAGAGUGGUCAUGGCAGAGGGGACUUGAGAGUCUGAUGUCAUCCUGCUGUCACUCACAAGUCAAGAGGUGGACCUGCUCAGGACUUGCUGGAAACUUGUCUGGGAUCCCCCAUAAAACUGGAGAGCCGGGGAAACACAGUGUCCCUCUGCUUUCUGAGAGGACCCACUGUCUCCCUUGAGAGUGUCCCCUUCCCUUGUCCUAUCCUUCCCACCGGGCAUUCCUGUUACCCCAAGCAACGUGUCUGGAAUCUUCCUGACUUGAUGGCACCAAUCGGGGUUUGAAGGGGGGGGGGGUCUUUGCACAGUCUCUGUUUCCUGGAAGUCACCAGCUCCGUAACAGCAGGGCAAACACGUCCCCCACCUCAGCCUCGGUUUCCUGAUCUCAAAGAUGGACUGAUAAUAUCGACCAGCUAAAGGUGGUGGGGUGUGGGCGCCUCUGCUUGUGCCCACAGUGGGCAGCUGUGAGCUGACGUCAUCCGGCAGCUGCUUGGACAGCGCUAGACCAUCCUUCCACCAGUCAUACCCGACCGCCUGGAUAAGGUGACCAACCCUGCCCGGAGCAGCAAGCCUGAGGAACCCUGGGUCGCCAAUCAUGAUCCCAAGUCACCCCUUCAGUCCUGCUCCCUGCGAUCACCUCUCAAACGGAUCCCCUGCCCCCAGACCUUUGUUUUCGUCUGUUUCCAAGGGAACCCAAACUGAGGAGAAUUAGAAAUCACAGUCAGCUUUAGGCCAUGUCAGAGGAGCAUGUCCCAAAGGCCCGGUGUGUCAUUAUCUGUCUGCAGUCCCAGGGUGGCAGGCGCUGGGAAACCUGGCUUUGAAGGGGUCUGUCUGGGGACCAGGCUGCUCCUAAGGGGUCGAUGUGCCUUCAGUAAGACCCCUGAAAACGGACCGAGUCCGCCUGUAGAUUGCUGUCGCCGAGCCGAGUUUUGUUCAGAAUGAAAACUCCCUGGAGGGACGUAAUUCAUCAGGCCAGUGCUCGGAUGCAGAGAGCGGUCCCUGCUGCCCCCGCUGCUCUGCAUGUCCUCCGUGCCAGGGGGACACCAGGAAAACAAGAAGCAUGCAGAAGGACACAGCGGUGGACGUCUCCAGGGCACCCGCUGUUGUUACAGGAUGUCCUGACGCUCACGCAGCUUUUACAUAAAUAGCUGUCGGCACGUGACCUUGCGUCAGACCGUCCCCGAGGUCUGCAACAGAUGUGUGCUGUGGGAGGAACACGGCUCCCGGGUGCUCCGAACACGAGAUGACCGUGGCGUUCCACGACAGAGCCGGAAGGGCUUCCUCCCAACAUCUCUGCAGACCCGGCCGGGGUCAAGGGCAUUUUAAAUUCAAGUGCUGAGGUGUGACUCAUUCUUGGCCCAGCUGUGCCUGGGCUCCCUACUGACCCAGAUGAAGAGCCCUGCAGGACAGCCAGGGACUCAGGGGUCAGGAGCCAGGAGAGCUCGCCACAGGGCAUCGCCGCCUGUGCAAGAGACCUUAAAAUAGAGCAAAGGACUUGGGAUCCUGAAACGCCCUCUCCGUCCUCUGCGGAUCCGGCUGAGAUGCUGCGUCUGCUGCAGAGGGUCUGGCCUGAGAUUCAGCCUGUGGAAUCAGCUCCCACUUCCGUGAAAUCAGAGAAGAGGGCUAAUUUCUCCAGACGCUACGGUGAUCUCUGUACUGAAAGAUGUUUAAUUAAAUCAACACAUUCUGAGAGACCUACUGAAGGGGACUGUCAGCACCCAGCCCCGUUAGCAAGAGGCUCGGGGGUGUUAGUCCUGACACGGCGGCCCCUGGGGAUGAGUUUGCCCAGUGCUUCUCAUUGUAGGGUUUGAGAAGCAAACAGAACAUGCGUACGACCCUGACCACGGCCUUGCAAAUGAUGCUCUACGGAGGAGCCUCGACCCGUCUAUAUUGAGGGACAUAUCGGAGUCGUUUUUAUAUUUGCAACAGCUGCUCUCAAGAGCGCUCCGGGGACACCCCAUCACUCCUGUUGGCUUCCCCAAAGGCCAAGUCUUCCUGAGCAGGUCUUUGAUCUCAUUCCGAAGCUCUCCAUCCCUUCUGGGGGUUAAGAGUCUCCCUUGAUCUUAAGGCUCACUUGAAAGCUUCAGUCUCAUAUCAACUUAAAGUCGUGGGUACCCUUACCCAGGGAGGGCCUGGGAGCAGAAGGCAGUGUCCCCGACCCUGGGGGAUGCGGAGCGACUCGCAACGCAGGCUCCUCCUCUGCCGCCCAGGGCUGGUGGCAGGCCCCUUGCCCGUCGUUGAUUCCGGGCUCUCUGUGUGCACGUCCCCGGCUCCUCCGAGGCCUGGCUGUUUGUGGAGGCUCAGAGCACGCCCACAGUUCUUCCGUCCCCUCCCCUUGGGUGACAGCCAGCCUUAGUGAUUCAUUUCCAGGGAACAGAACGUGGCAGCAGUUAUGCUGGGUGACUCCAGAUCUGCUCUGGAGAACGUGAUCCAAACACCACCUGGCUCUGUCUCUGGGGACACCGGCCCUGGGGACCAGCCACCGUGCUGGGAGGCAGCCAGGUGUGGGAAGACACGUGAGGUGGUUGAAGCCAUGGCUCCAGCGAGGGUCCCGGCCAACGCCCAGCAGACACAGGGGCGGGGGACCCGGGGCGGCUCUGCCAUGUCGCUGACUGCAGCCCUGACUCACCCAGCGAGGUGCAGGGCGAGCGGCUCACAUCCGUUACCAAGAGUCCGGUGGCUUGUCCCUGCUCUGUGGCCCUCUGGAAACCCCAGGGGGCAUGUCCCUGCCCAGGCCACCUGCUCAGCUCAGCGUGGGCUGCUCUUCUCCCAGCCCAGGCCCUGCCCUGCCCCCACCCAGGCUUCGAGGCUUCCUGCUGCCAAGAUCCCUCCGAGGAGAGCAUCCCACCGCCUGGCAGGCACCUGCCUCCCCUCCAUCUCCCAUCCCGUCUCCAUGCCCGGGAGCUUGUGCAGCUGGACAGCAGUGGCCCAAAGAGCCCCUGGCAAGGCAAAGGAAGGAUGGCCUUCUCUGUGGCGCUCUGAUAGGACACGACUCCCCGAACACAGACUUGUCAUCUGCCCCCAGUGGCAGAGCAGAGAGUGUCCCGGUGACAGAGGGGAUUCUGCCCAAGGCUCUGCCCACGGCCAGGCAGGGAGGCGGCGGUGUCCAUUCUUCCGCAGCUCCCAGAACUUGGACAGAGGAGCUCCUGGCCCCGUGGGUGGCACAGGUCCCUGGGGCUGGGCUCCGCCGGCCAGGGGAGCCAGCAGACUUGGGCUGUGCCAGGCCAGAGGCACAUGCUUUAGGUGUGACAGCCGCAGUCAGUGUCCGUGCACAGUGCUGCAGGACAGCUCCCCUGUCUGAGGGGCCAGGAGGGAGAUGAGGUCCAGAGCAUGAGAAGGAGGUGGCCAGGAGAAGAGGCAGGGGCCACACAUAACAGGCAGAGGGACGGCACAUACCAGGGAAGUCACAGCAUCACCAGAGAGGGUCAGCCACAGAGACCAGCCCCCAGCGCCCGCCCGUCACCUUGGACUUUCCCGCCCUCAAGCCCAAGCCGGCCAGCAUCUCCCGUCACACACAGGUCUGCACCCCUCGGUCACAGAGUGUAGAAACUUUUUGACUCUUUGCCAAUAUGAGAGAGUCGAGGGACUUCCAGCAAAAUCUGGACUCGGUUAGCAGGGAUCACAGCCUCGUCCGGCUGAAAGGUGAUUGAUGGGUCCCACGGCCGGUUUUUAGGACAGUAAUGACCGGAUCCUCCUCCUCCUCCUCGUCAUCACUGAAUGCUUGUUGUGAACAGGCGAGGAGCCCAGGGUUCGUUGUCCCCACGUGUUAGACUUGGGGUCUGGCACAAGGAAGCCGGGCACAGGAGCCAGAGAUGGCCGCCCAGGGUGCGGCCGGCACCUGGGUCCCCUUCCUGCCCGUAACACUUGGCUUGGAGUUGCUGGUGGCUGCCACCUGAGAGGGGGCACAUGCUCCCGUUCUUGUCCCCGUCACUCCCGAUGCCUGUCCCAGGUCUAAUUCACUCACUGACAUGAUCCCUCCUGAGUUUGAGACCUUCUGUCCCAGGCAAAUCCCGUCCCAAGAAAAACAGGGUCAGGAAAGUGAGGAAGAGUAGUUCAUGGCGACCAGGCUCCAGACUGCUCUGCGGUGUGGUCGAGGUGGACGAUGCUUUCCUACAAGAUCUGGUCACCUGAGCCACACCAGGGGGACCCCCACUCAUGCACCCCACCUUCGAGGGCCUUCCAGACCCCAAGGGGGAAAGGGGCUUUCCCCUCCCUCCACCAAGGGUCUCCUCUCCAGAACAUCUACGUGGGGGCUGUUCUCUAGGAUACAGUGUUUGAAAGUGUAUCCCAAAGAGCCCCAGCUCCUCAAGACAUUAAAGUAGGUUUCUAGAACAUU